UCGGCGAUGUAAAUUUCGCCUUGACUGGGAGCGCACGUCGUCAACAUGAACGCCGACAGUCUUCCGGUUACCUCCUUCAUCCUCGUAGGAACAUUGGCUGGCUGUAUGUCGCUGUUCUUCAUCGCGUGCUACUGGUGUCAACGAACCUUCAAGCGAGCCUUCGGCUCUGAGACCGAGGAGCAUCCUUCCUCAUCGCAGACAUCCACGGUCCCUCCUCGGGCUGCCCAGCGGACGGUGACGCCACCACCUUCGUACAGAUCAGUCGUGAAGAAAGGAAGAAAAGGAUUGGGAUUUCCUGACGCCCAGAUACCCGAAAGCGAUCCUCCAAACUACCAGGAAGCACUUCGUUUAGAAUCUCGAGGCUACAUCUGAUUCAGUGUCUAGUACUCUCGAAACCUUCUGCGGGGCUCAGCGUUUUUAUCAUGAUUCCCAUCAUCUGUAAUUUUCACACGUGGCUCGGAAUUACGGAACAGCGCACAGAACGCCGGGAUCGAGACAUUCGUUCCGCUGGUCUGGAGUGAGUUAUUUA
Galendromus occidentalis (western predatory mite) is the source of this 529-nucleotide messenger RNA. RefSeq lists its product as uncharacterized. The coding region runs from base 46 to 372 and encodes 108 amino acids. The transcript has 3 exons. NCBI's taxonomy places the organism in Eukaryota, Metazoa, Arthropoda, Arachnida, Mesostigmata, Phytoseiidae. The record is from RefSeq and is a predicted model, not a curated record.